This is a messenger RNA of Aspergillus tanneri, 543 nucleotides long. RefSeq names its product GNAT family N-acetyltransferase. The record is from RefSeq and is a predicted model, not a curated record. Gene Ontology annotation, molecular function: acyltransferase activity, transferring groups other than amino-acyl groups. The coding region runs from base 1 to 543 and encodes 180 amino acids. NCBI's taxonomy places the organism in Eukaryota, Fungi, Ascomycota, Eurotiomycetes, Eurotiales, Aspergillaceae. The transcript has a single exon.
AUGUUACCAAUACUGUCAACUGACCGACUCGAACUUGUUGCUGUGACCGAUGAACACUUGCCAUUCGAAAUUGAGAUGGAUACCAACCCUGAAGUUAUGCGCUACAUCAUAGGGAGGCCGCGCACUGAAGACGAAGUCAUCAAGUCGCACGAAAAGCGAUUGUCUCUAGUCACCGAGUCCCCCGGUCGAGGCUUUUGGGUUGGUCUGCUCGACAAUACCCCGAUUGGCUUGUGGAUGUUGUUACCAUCACAAGGACUUGAACAGAGUAGAGAAGCAGAGCUGGGCUACCGCCUUCUUCCGCAGUUUUGGCACCAGGGUUUUGCUUCGGAAGGUGCAAGAGCCUUAUUGAAUCAUUGCUUUGCCGGGCUUGGUCUUGACAGGGUCUACGGGAAGGCAAUGGUUGCCCAUACUGCUACCAGGGCGAUAUUGAUCAAAAUGGGAAUGAAAUAUAUUCGGGAUUAUAGUGAAGAGAUUGAAGGUUCGGAUCAAGAAGUAGUGGAGUACGCAAUCACUCGUGACGAGUGGGAGAGCCAGCACAAAUGA